Triticum dicoccoides is the source of this 1230-nucleotide messenger RNA. Its product is annotated as transcription factor JUNGBRUNNEN 1-like. The record is from RefSeq and is a predicted model, not a curated record. Gene Ontology annotation, molecular function: DNA binding. Lineage: Eukaryota; Viridiplantae; Streptophyta; Magnoliopsida; Poales; Poaceae. The transcript is spliced from 4 exons. Gene Ontology annotation, biological process: regulation of DNA-templated transcription. The coding region runs from base 1 to 1230 and encodes 409 amino acids.
AUGGCUAUUGGGCUCACUCUCACAGCGUCCACUUCUCUGGAGAUGGUGGCCUACUACGACGUGGACUGGGUUGGCUGCCCCGACACCCGUCGGUCCACCUUUGGCUACUGCAUUUACCUCGGUCCUUCACUCAUCUCGUGGUCGUACAAGCGACAAUCUACGUACACAGACGAGUCCGAAGCUACGCGAACAGUAGCCAAGGCGGAGAUGAGCGCAAUGGAGAUGGAGAAGUUGAUCAGCGAAGAGAAGGUGGUGCUUGGCGGCGCUGGAGACGAGGAGGAAGAGGACGACGUGGUACUGCCGGGAUACCGGUUCCACCCCACCGACGAGGAACUCGUCACCUUCUACCUCCGGCGGAAGGUGGCUGGGAAGCCGCUCAGCAUCGAAGUCAUCCGGGAGAUGGACAUCUACAAACACGACCCAUGGGAUCUCCCCAAGGGGAGCACGGUUGGUGGGGAAAAAGAGUGGUACUUCUUCUGCCUCAGGGGGAGGAAGUACCGGAACAGCAUCCGUCCCAACCGGGUGACCGGCUCCGGCUUCUGGAAGGCCACGGGCAUCGACCGGCCGAUCUACUCUGCCGCCAGCGGCGGCUCGGGCUCGGGCUCCGGCGUAUUGAUUGGGCUGAAGAAAUCUCUCGUCUACUACCUUGGCAAAUUCGGUAAGUGCACCAAGACCGACUGGAUGAUGCACGAGUUCCGCCUCCUGCCGUCCGCCCCCGCGGCCACCAACGCCUCCCCGAGCAUGCAGGAAGCGGAGGUGUGGACCAUCUGUCGGAUCUUCAGGAGGACCAUCACCUACCGGAAGCAGCAGACGUGGAGGACGGCGCCCACGCCAUCCGCUGCCGACCAGAGCUCCAACACGGGGAGCUUCGAGUCCUCGGAGGUCGGCCACGAGUACAUGAACUGCCUGCAGGCUCCGGCACCCAUCGCCCCGUGCAACCCCCCGCAGCAGCACCAGCAGUACGUCAGCCAGAUGGACGCAGUAAACAGCAACAACUUCUUCUACGAGGACACCAUGCACAACCAGCAGUUCCAGGGGCAAUGGAAUGCGGCACCCGCCGCGCCGGAGCCAGAGGAGAAGCCACAGAAUACACCGUCGGCGGCCGUCUCCUUCCACCAGACUGACCAUAGCCACGCCGUCGCAGAGAACGAUUUUUACGAGGUCGAGGGGUAUUUGGAGGAGAUCGCGAGGAUGAUGGAGGUCACCGAUACGGCAGGGUUUUACGACUGA